UCGUGUCAGGAAAUGACUACAAGUCCCGUAAUAAUUGUGGGACGAACCGUUUCACCGCCUGACUUUACAAUACCAGGAUAGAGGUGACCCUUCCGUCUAGUCCGACUGAGCGCAGGGAGAACAGGCACCGCACACCGCAAGCACCGAACUAAAAUGGCUGAACCAAUCCGUGUUGUGGUGACCGGCGCUGCUGGCCAGAUUGCCUACUCCCUGCUGUACAGCAUCGCCAAGGGAGAUGUGUUCGGCAAGGACCAGCCAAUCAUCUUGAUCCUGCUGGACAUCCCCCCCAUGCUGCCGGUGCUGGAGGGAGUCGUCAUGGAGCUGCAGGACUGCGCCCUCCCACUGCUGAGGGAGGUCAUCCCCACUGACAAGGUGGAGGUGGGCUUCAAGGACAUCGACGCCGCCAUCUUGGUGGGCUCCAUGCCCAGGAAGGAGGGGAUGGAGAGGAAGGACCUGCUGAAGGCCAACGUGGCCAUCUUCAAGACUCAGGGGUCCGCCCUGGACAAGUACGCCAAGAAGACCGUCAAGGUCCUGGUGGUUGGAAACCCAGCGAACACCAACUGUCUGAUCGCCUCCAAGUCUGCUCCAUCCAUCCCCAAAGAGAACUUCUCCUGCCUGACCCGACUGGACCACAACAGAGCCUGCUCCCAGGUGGCGAUGCGUUGCAGCGUUUCCUCCGACAACGUGAAAAACGUCAUCAUCUGGGGAAACCACUCCUCCACCCAGUACCCCGACGUCCACCACGCCAAGGUCACCGUCCAGGGCAGCGAGAUGGGAGCCUACGAGGUCGUCAAGGACGACGCCUGGCUCAGAGGAGACUUCAUCUCUACAGUGCAGCAGCGCGGUGCAGCCGUCAUCAAGGCCAGGAAGCUGUCCAGCGCCAUGUCUGCCGCCAAGGCCAUCUGCGACCACAUGAGGGACAUCUGGUUCGGCACCAAGGAGGGUGAGUUCAUCUCUAUGGGCGUGUACGCUGCUGGGAACACCUACGGCAUCCCAGAGGACCUCAUCUACUCCUUCCCCGUCCAGAUCAAGAACAAGACCUGGAAGAUGAUUGACGGACUCUCCAUCAACGACUUCUCCCGCGCCAAGAUGGACGCCACAGCGGCCGAGCUGGUGGAGGAGCGAGACACCGCCCUGGACUUCCUGGGCCAGUGACUGUCGAGCCCCGCUGGCCAACAGCAGCACCAGCACCCGGACCACCUGAAGCCUGGCUGCUCGCGGCUCUGAAGAAGAAACCCACCACACUUAUUAACCGUCCCAGCUGCCGUCUGUGUGUGUGUGUGCGCGUGUGUGACGUGUGUGUGUGUGUCAGUGUGUGUCACGAGGCCACUUCUUCAGGUUUUCAGAAAGCCUGUUUAAAACCACAACCUGGCCUCCAUCCGCAAGACACUGAGAGAAUGUCUCAUUGGUAGAUGAUGACACACGCUAGCUGUUCAGAACCUGUAACGGAUCAAGUUAUCACCAAUAAAACAUCAAAGAAACUGACCGACCGACA
Messenger RNA from Acanthopagrus latus (yellowfin seabream), 1495 nucleotides. Its product is annotated as malate dehydrogenase, cytoplasmic-like. The coding region runs from base 154 to 1155 and encodes 333 amino acids. NCBI's taxonomy places the organism in Eukaryota, Metazoa, Chordata, Actinopteri, Spariformes, Sparidae. Gene Ontology annotation, cellular component: cytosol; mitochondrion. Gene Ontology annotation, molecular function: L-malate dehydrogenase (NAD+) activity. Gene Ontology annotation, biological process: malate metabolic process; oxaloacetate metabolic process; tricarboxylic acid cycle. The transcript has 9 exons. The record is from RefSeq and is a predicted model, not a curated record.